This is a messenger RNA of Osmerus eperlanus (European smelt), 2013 nucleotides long. RefSeq lists its product as uncharacterized. The transcript has 4 exons. Lineage: Eukaryota; Metazoa; Chordata; Actinopteri; Osmeriformes; Osmeridae. Gene Ontology annotation, cellular component: B cell receptor complex; external side of plasma membrane. Gene Ontology annotation, biological process: B cell receptor signaling pathway; B cell differentiation. Bases 1232 to 1999 code for a protein of 255 amino acids. The record is from RefSeq and is a predicted model, not a curated record.
UUGACACGGCAGGGAAUUGAACUAGCAACCUUCAGAUUACUAGCCCAACUCCCUCACCACUCAGCCAUCUGACUCCCAGUAGUUGCAGCCAAAUUUACUCUUCAUUGGUUCUUUUCAGCCUGCCAGUAAACCGUCAUCCUAUCAUAACCACUAUUACUAACCAUAUUACAGUAGUAAUGAGGUAUGAUUGAUAUCCGCAGAUCAUGUACAAAUCAAAUUUGCAACAGCAAGGUGCGCCACAGCCGGGCUGUAAUCGUGGUGGCUGAUCAGUAUUGGACUUGCAGCUGGGUUGGCGCUGAUAGAAGCCAGCUGUUUAUCUCGUCUCUGACCCGGCUUUGGCUGCUGGUCCAUCACAAACAGCCGGACACCAGAGGAACGCGGCCCGCAGCAUUAUAAACCUACAUGUGUGCCCCCGAGAUAUCCAGCCGGCAAACACAGGGCCGUGUCCCUCAGUUUGAGGUUUUGCAACUCUUACUUAUGGAGAGCCGUGCAGUAUACCUCUAAGGCCUGUUCAUAGGACCAUCUGUCUUCAGUCUGCUAGAAAAAGAACUGCUGCUUAGGAUACUUUGCAUUUUCAUACUGAAGUUACCAAAAUGUGAAAGCACCCUCCUCACAGAUUUACACUUGUGCACUCUACAGAGGGUGAGUGAGUGCUGCUAUAUAUAUUUGUACAAUGUUAAUUCACCUCCAAAAACAUAGAGAAAUCCAGCGAUGUACACUUUAUCAAUCAAUGUAUCAGUGUGUAUUUGUAAAACAAAAACUGUGUUAAAUUGUGUGCAGAUGUGUUUUUCUAUAGUGUUAGUCAGCUGGAGGAUAAUUACCAGAACAAAUGAUAAGGGGUGUUAGGAUGUUUUCAAAUAGACCCUCUGAUGUUUAGAGUGAUUUAGACUGAAUGUUCCUCGGAGAGGAACCGAAACAAUGAAAUACCUUGAGAUGGGAAAUCUCUGCCCCCAGGUGUAAAGUAUACAAUAGAAGUGGGCUCAAUUGAGCCUCAUUAUUAGAAACUGUGGAUAAGCUUCAUAUCAGGAGGCUACAACAUGAGUAAUACCAAUUGGAAGAUUAUGGUACUGUAAAGGUUCUGGUUAUUUUUUAAGUAGUGGGUUAGAAGAACGCAGACUAUUACUUCCAUUUAAUAGUAUGUCUGCAAGAACCAUUUCACUAUGCCUGCAGAAAGGGAUGACCUUUGGACUGGUUUGGUUUCUGUCUACAUGAGUUCCUGUAGAAACGAUGUAUGUCAGAGGGCAGACAUCCUCACACAGGAAAUAUACGUUUGUGUAUAAAUUGUCAGACAAUAAAUCUAGUCUUUCACUGGUAUCGGUCCUCACACUUCAGAAGUGAGAUCUACAUCUUAAGUAUGCCUUCUCUCAUGUCAUCAGUUAGGUGUGUAGUUGCGCUUCUCUCCAUCAUUAUUGGCUCAAUUGGAUCCCAGAUUUUCGUAAAGCAGUAUCCUCAGAAGAUCCGGACUGUCCCUGGGGGAAAUGUAGCUCUUGUGUGCGAGUUCAACCACCAGAAAAAUGAUCCAAAUACAGUGCACGUCUCAUGGCACCGGAGGAAGUCAAAUGGUUCCUCGGGUACAGAGAAACUUGUGCAGAGUUCAAACAUCCAUUUCUAUGGUAACACUUCAAAGGGGUUCUCCAUCCUUGUCCUGGAGGACAUCCAGUUCCAUGACGGCGUUAUGUACUUGUGUGAAGUGCUAGUGAUUUUCCCACCGCCAGAACUAGCCCGGGGAAAUGGAACUCUGUUGGAAAUUGAUGGUCACCAGAACUACACAGAACAACCGGUGGCUACACAACACUCAAUCAACUGGUGGAACAUCUGUGUUGCUGCUGCUUUAUCGGGUAGCUGUAGUAUAGCUCUAAUGGCUUCUAUAACUAUUCUAGUUGGAAAAUGCAAAACCAGCAAAAAGAGGUUUAAUGUUGCCUCAGGUGAUGCUGCCCCUCAGGAAUAUGAAGAUAUGAACACGUUGAGAGGGAAAAUGGUCUCACUGUCCCACCUUUGAACACGGCACAUGAU